Molecule: messenger RNA, 477 nt
Organism: Striga asiatica
Lineage: Eukaryota; Viridiplantae; Streptophyta; Magnoliopsida; Lamiales; Orobanchaceae
Source: the annotation of a GenBank genome assembly
UUGGGGUCUAAAGAUAUAGUCCCUAUUCUCAAGUCCAACUCCCCAACUCCCAAAUCCUCUCCUGCGAAGAGGGUAAUUGACUCUGACAAUUCUGAAAACAGCCUUCUGAAACCUUCUUGUCUAGUGGAAGUAUCUAUCCAAGCUCAGCCAGGGAGCCUCAACAUACCAGCCUCAAUUAACCAUCAUACAACCUCAUUCACAGAACAAGGCACUCCACUGAUUCCAGAUCCAAUAAACCAGUCAAAAGGAGCUGAAAUGGAGCCAAACAAUAAUAAGAAGAUUGAUGAUGUUCCUAUUCCUGAGAUAGCACACAACAUGGAUAUUGAAGGGGUUCAUCCAGCUACUGUUCACAACACCAGGAAGUGGAAAAGAGCUACUCCAAACAAGGACAAAACUCAGAACUCUUUGUCAAUACCAAAAGCUCCCACAAACAAGCACUCCCAAAAGAGAGAUGAACCAGAGUUCAUCGGGUUUUAA